AUGUCGGGACGCGGCAAGGGGAAAUCGUCGAAGAAGUCCGUCACGAGGUCGGCCAAGGCCGGGCUGCAGUUCCCGGUGGGCAGGAUCGCCCGCUACCUGAAGAAGGGCAAGUACGCGGAGCGCAUCGGGGCCGGCGCGCCGGUCUACCUGGCGGCGGUCCUGGAGUACCUGGCGGCCGAGGUGCUGGAGCUGGCUGGCAACGCAGCCAGGGACAACAAGAAGACGCGCAUCAUUCCCAGGCACAUCCAGCUGGCGAUCCGCAACGACGAGGAGCUCAGCAAGCUUCUCAACGACGUGACGAUCGCGGCGGGCGGCGUGCUGCCCAACAUCCACUCCGUGCUGCUGCCCAAGAGCGCGAAGAAGGCCGCCGCUUGA
Messenger RNA from Ostreobium quekettii, 375 nucleotides. Lineage: Eukaryota; Viridiplantae; Chlorophyta; Ulvophyceae; Bryopsidales; Ostreobiaceae. The record is from the annotation of a GenBank genome assembly.